AUGAGCUCGUCGCUCCUCUCGCCUCUUUUCCGGCGACAGUUAUUCACAUCCCUUCACAAAGUUCCCACCAGACGAGCCUUCCAGAGUACCCCCUCCAUCAUGAGUGAGAAACUGAAGCCCGCGGCCCGUGUCGCUGGUAGGAGGCAGGAUGUUUGGUCCAUCAUCAACGAAGCAGCCUCCGCCUCCCCCAUCCAGCCCAUCGUCAACAUGGGCCAAGGCUUCUUUGGCUACAACCCCCCAGACUUCAUUCUCUCAGCUGCCAAAUCCGCCCUGGACCGCGUAGAAUGCAACCAGUACUCCCCCACAAAGGGCAGACCACGCCUCCUCAAAGCCCUCGCCGACGCAUACUCCCCCUUCUGGGGCCGUCAACUAGACCCCAACACAGAAAUCACCGUCACUACCGGCGCCAACGAGGGCAUGCUCUCCGCCUUCAUGGCCUUCAUCGAGCCCGGCGACGAAGUCAUCGUCUUUGAACCCUUCUUCGACCAGUACAUCUCCAACAUUGAAAUGCCCGGCGGAAAAAUCGUCUACGUGCCCAUGCACCCACCAAAAGAAGGCGCCGUCAAAACCCUCUCGGCAGGGGAGUGGACAGUCGACUUUGACGAGCUCGAAAAAGCCAUCACGCCCAGGACGAAAAUGAUUGUGCUCAACACACCCCACAACCCGGUAGGCAAAGUCUUUUCCCGGUCCGAGCUCGAAAAAAUCGCCGAGCUGUGUCUCAAGAACCAAAUCAUCAUCUUGUCGGAUGAAGUCUACGAUAGGCUUUACUACACCGACUUUACCCGCAUCGCGACUCUUUCCCCUGAGGUUGAGAAGAUUACCAUUACUGUUGGGUCGGCAGGCAAGAACUUUUAUGCCACUGGCUGGCGGGUGGGCUGGUUGAUUGGCCCUCCCGAGCUGAUCCAAUACGUCUCUGCCGCUCACACGAGAAUCUGCUACUCUUCCGUCUCCCCGCUUCAAGAAGCCUGCGCUAUCGGGUUUGAGGAGGCGGAUGGGCACGGCUUUUGGGAGCAGUGUAUUGCUGACAUGACGGCCAAGAUGGAGAGGUUUACUGCGGUGUUUGAUGAGUUGGGGAUUCCGUACAGUAAGCCCGAGGGGGGGUAUUUUGUCAUGGCGAAUUUUAACAAGGUGCAACUUCCUGAGGGGUACGAGUUUCCGAAGCAUGUCGAGGAGAGGCCGAGGGAUUUUAAGCUGGCAUGGUUUUUGAUUCAGGAGUUGGGGGUGGCGGCUAUUCCGCCGAGUGAGUUUUACACGGAUGAGAAUGCCGGGAUUGUGGAGGAUUAUUUGAGGUUUGCGGUUUGUAAGCCUGAUAAUGUUUUGGAGGAUGCGAAGGAGAGACUUAGGGGGCUGAAGAAGUACCUGAAGAAGUGA
Podospora anserina S mat+ is the source of this 1371-nucleotide messenger RNA. RefSeq lists its product as uncharacterized. Gene Ontology annotation, cellular component: cytoplasm; mitochondrion. Gene Ontology annotation, biological process: biosynthetic process. Gene Ontology annotation, molecular function: L-kynurenine:2-oxoglutarate transaminase activity; pyridoxal phosphate binding. Lineage: Eukaryota; Fungi; Ascomycota; Sordariomycetes; Sordariales; Podosporaceae. The record is from RefSeq and is a predicted model, not a curated record. The transcript has 2 exons. The coding region runs from base 1 to 1371 and encodes 456 amino acids.